AUGCUUCAGCUACUUUUGGAACCCUUUUAUGUUGUGCUCGUGUGGAUAUGUUAUCUACUGGCUAUCACCAUCUAUCGGUUAUAUCUCUCUCCAUUGGCCAAAUUCCCCGGGCCCAAGCUGGCUGCUCUAACGAGAUGGUAUGAAACAUACUACGACACGUACUGCUACGGGAAGUAUACGUUUGAGAUUGCCCGAAUGCAUGAAAAAUACGGUCCCAUUGUGCGAAUCAGUCCAUGGGAACUGCACGUCAACGACCCAGAUUUCUACGAAGUGCUCUACUGCCGAAGCAGUCCCCGAAACAAAUAUGAGUACUUCACCAAGCAAUUUGGACUCAUACGCACGGUGGUAUCAACAAUCGAUCACAAUCAUCAUCGUCUUUUACGCUCCAACAUGAAUCCUUACUUUUCCACAUCCCGGAUCCGCAGUCUAGAGCCCUUGAUACAGAACCUGGUGAACAAGCUAUGUCACCGGUUAAAAGAAUACAAAGACACAGGGAAGCCCAUUGAUAUACAUCACGCCUAUAUCUGCUUCACCACAGAUGUCGUAUCUGACUAUACCAUGGGCGUUGGGUUUCAUUACCUCGACGAGCCUGGCUUUGUGCCCGAAUGGAACGCAACAUUGGCCACAGGUGCCAAGACAAGCGUGUAUAUGAGACCUUUUCCGUGGCUUCGAUGCUUGCUCGACGCGCUCCCCGAGAGAGUACUACUGCGGAUGUUCCCAGAGGCCAUUCUCACGACACAGUUCAAACGCCGCUGUGAGAAGAUUAUGCACUCUAUCAUGGAUGAGCAACGUGCCGAGAGCUAUGGAAAGACCAGGCGCCAAUUUAGUCACCCGACAUUUUUCCACGAUGUGCUCAAUAGUACGUUACCUCCAGAGGAGAAAUCCCCCGAGAGGCUGUCCCAGGAAGUACAGCUGGUUAUUGGAGCCGGGUCGGAGUCGACCUCGAAGAUGUUGGCAUGGACGACAUUCUACUUGUUGGAGAAUAAGGAGAAGAUGGAUAAAUUGAAAGAGGAGCUCAACCGACUAGAUCCUGACUAUACGGCUUCAUUGGUGGAUUUUGAACAAAUGCCUUAUUUGACGUCGGUGAUGCUCGAAGGAUUAAGGCUCUCCUAUGGCAUCAGCUCACGUCUCCCUCGAAUCGCACCCGACACCCCUCUCCAGUUCGAGGAAUGGACGAUCCCCGCCGGCACCCCGGUCGAGAUGACUAGUGUGCUUAUGCAUCACAACGAGAAAGUAUUUCCCGACUCGCAUACCUUCAUCCCCGAGAGAUGGAUGGACCUUGGCGAGCGGAAACGACUGGAGAAAUACAUGGUGUCAUUUAGCAAGGGAUCCCGACAAUGCCUUGGCAUGAAUCUCGCCAAGGCGGAAAUAUUGCUACUUCUGCCCAAGAUUUGCCGGGAGUUCGAGUUCGAGUUGUUCGAGACGACCCGUGAGGACGUUACCAUCGCACAUGACCUUUUCUUGCCCUACCCGAGGGAGGAUAGCAAAGGUGUGCGGGUGCUUGUCCAUUGA
This is a messenger RNA of Aspergillus steynii IBT 23096, 1512 nucleotides long. RefSeq names its product cytochrome P450. Gene Ontology annotation, molecular function: iron ion binding; heme binding; oxidoreductase activity, acting on paired donors, with incorporation or reduction of molecular oxygen. The transcript is spliced from 6 exons. Lineage: Eukaryota; Fungi; Ascomycota; Eurotiomycetes; Eurotiales; Aspergillaceae. The record is from RefSeq and is a predicted model, not a curated record. The coding region runs from base 1 to 1512 and encodes 503 amino acids.